UGGUGUCAGUACUUAAGGGGGUGUGAAAGAGAGCGCUAGAGAGGGAAGGAGAAAGGGAGGGAGAAAGAGUAAGCGAGAGAGAGACCGAGAGUAGGAGAUCUAGAAAGAGAGAGAGUUUAAGAGGGUCUACGUAAAUUCAUUAGCAAAAAGGGGAAAUCAAAUUUGGUCCAGACUCUCUUAGUGAACGACCAACACACUUGUAGGAGGCUAUCAUAUCUGCCUGCAGACUUAACCAGUGGAUAUCAAUUCUCCUGUCCAUCCUGUGUGUGUGUGUACCACCAUGCCAUCCUACACAGUGACGGUGGCUACAGGAAGCCAGUGGUUUGCAGGGACUGAUGACUACAUCUAUAUCACCCUGGUGGGAACAGAGGGAUGUAGUGAGAGGACUUUACUGGACAAACCACUCUACAACGACUUCGAGAGAGGGGCGGUGGACUCGUAUGAUGUGACGGUGGGGGAGAACCUGGGAGAGAUGGAGCUGGUGAAGAUAGAGAAGAAGAAGUACUGGGUUCAUGAUGACUGGUACUGUAAGUACAUCACAGUGAAGACCCCCUUUGGAGACUACGUAGAGUUCCCCUGCUUCCGCUGGCUGGUGGACGACAAGGAGGUGGUCCUCAGGGACGGCAAAGCACGGCUGCCAAAGGAUGACAAGACCAGACUGGUGAAGCAACACCGACACAAAGAGCUGGAGAGCAGAAGGAAAAUCUACAGAUGGAGGGAGUGGCAGCCUGGGAUUCCUAUGAGUAUAGAUGCCAACGCUCACAAAGAGCUUCCCAGAGACAUCCAGUUUGACAGUGAGAAAGGAGUCGACUUCAUACUCAACUACAGUAAGGCCAUAGAGAACCUGUGUGUUAACCAGUUCAUGCACAUGUUCCAGUCCUCCUGGAAUGACUUUGCUGACUUUGAGCGGAUCUUCGUCAGGAUCAAAAACACCAUCUCAGAGUAUGUGAUGGAGCACUGGAAAGAGGAUUUUAUGUUUGGCUACCAGUACCUGAACGGCUGUAACCCAGUGAUGAUCCAGAAGUGCACCAAGCUGCCAGAGAAGUUCCCCGUUACACACGACAUGGUGGCAGACUGUCUGGAGAGAGAGAUGACUCUGGAGGAGGAGAUCGAGGCUGGUAACAUCUACAUAGCAGACUAUGAGUUGAUGGAAGACAUCAGUCCCAACAGUACAGACCCCUGUACUCUACAGUACCUGGCUGCUCCUAUCUGUUUGCUGUACAACAACAGCCAGAGCAAGAUCCUGCCUCUGGCCAUACAGCUGGGUCAGACUCCAGGGGAGGACAACCCUAUCUUCCUGCCCAGUGAUGGUCAGUAUGACUGGAUGCUAGCUAAGAUCUGGGUCCGCUCCUCUGACUUCCACAUCCAUCAGACAGUCACACACCUGCUGAGGACUCACCUGGUCUCUGAGGUGUUUGGAGUGGCCAUGUUCAGACAGCUGCCUGCUGUACACCCUGCUUAUAAGUUGCUCCUUCCUCACAUUCGUUUCACCAUUGCCAUCAACACCAAGGCCAGAGAGCAGCUCAUCUGUGAGUUUGGCAUCUUCGAUAAGGCGAACGGUACAGGAGGUGGAGGUCAUGUAGAGAUGCUCCAGAAGGCUAUGAGGUCACUGACCUUCAGGUCUCUGUGUUUCCCUGAUGCCAUUAAGGCCCGCGGGGUGGACAGCCCUGAGGACCUACCCUACUACUACUACAGAGAUGACGGGAACAGGGUCUGGGAUGUCACCAAGAGUUUUGUGUGGGACGUGGUGUGUAUCUACUAUGACAGUGAUGACACAGUACAGAAGGAUGAGGAGAUCCAGGCGUUUGUUAAAGAUGUCUGCAGCUUUGGGAUGCAGGACCUUGACUGCUGUGGGUUUCCCAAGUCCCUGAAGACACGCGAGGAGCUCACAGAGUACCUGACUGUCAUCAUCUUCACUGCCUCUGCACACCACGCUGCUGUCAACUUUGGACAGUAUGACUGGUGCUCUUGGAUCCCCAAUGCGCCCCCCACCAUGCGUAAGCCCCCUCCCAGACAGAAGGGGGUGGUAGAUGUGAAGUUCAUCAUCCAGAGUCUCCCUGACCGCGGCCGGUCCUGCUGGCACCUAGGGGCCGUCUGGGCCCUCAGUCAGUUUCAGGAGAACGAGCUGUUCCUGGGGAUGUACCCAGAUGAGCACUUCAUAGAGAAGCCGGUGAAGGAGGCCAUGGAGUCGUUCAGGAAGAGACUGGCAGAGGUCAGCAGUGCCAUCAAAAUUCGCAACGAAGGCAAGAAACUACCCUACUACUACUUCUCUCCAGACCGCAUCCCAAACAGUGUGGCUGUCUGA
Coregonus clupeaformis (lake whitefish) is the source of this 2305-nucleotide messenger RNA. RefSeq names its product polyunsaturated fatty acid 5-lipoxygenase-like. Gene Ontology annotation, molecular function: protein binding; iron ion binding; arachidonate 5-lipoxygenase activity. NCBI's taxonomy places the organism in Eukaryota, Metazoa, Chordata, Actinopteri, Salmoniformes, Salmonidae. The record is from RefSeq and is a predicted model, not a curated record. Bases 281 to 2305 code for a protein of 674 amino acids. Gene Ontology annotation, biological process: lipid oxidation; linoleic acid metabolic process. The transcript is spliced from 14 exons. Gene Ontology annotation, cellular component: nuclear envelope.